UUGUGCACCUCUCGAAACAAGGAUGAUGCUAGAUUUGGCUUGUGCAACAUUCUUUCUUUCCUUCGAUCACAUGUGCUCUUUGGAGAAUCUACCACCUUGGGACCAUCAAGAAUUUCCCAUGAUGGUGUGCAACCAUGGAAGACGAAUGAAUGGUCACCUCUCACCUGUUGCAAAGAUUUAGAUUGCUACAGAAAGGUACAAACUCAAUUCCAAGAAUACUUCUAGUUUUCUUUUAUUCAUUUGGACUUCUCACUUUGAUUUAUGCAUUUCAAAUAUACUACCCCUCUCUUCUUCUUCUUUUCCUCUUUUCUCCCAAAAAGUUUUCCCUAAAACCUACCUCCUAAGAUCCUCCCGCCAUCGUUCAGAUCAGGGGUGUGGGAGCUUUGGCUCCGCCUCCCCUCUUUUCCUUCAAUACUUUCCGAUGUUGUACACUAACUUUUGUCCGAUCUUUCCUUUUAUUUUCUAGAAAUAGCACAGAGAUGCUCGUUGGCAUAUCAAACCAUCUUUCGGAUACUAUUUUCUUAUCUUAUCGUUAAUCUAGCCAAAUUAAAUCAUGUGGUCAAUUUUUGUACAGCUCGUAUGAACAAAUCAAUGAAAAGACAUCGAGAAAAAAAGUUGUGGUACGCUAUUACUAAGGACCACACAUGUAUUAAUUUCGUGUCGGCAACUUCUUUGAAAAUAAUUUUUUAAUAUUUGUUUUAUUUUUAAGUUUGUAAAAUGAUAAUAAUAAUAAUAAUAAUUGCUAUUUAAUUUUUAUGAAAAUGAUUGGUGCGUUUGUUAAAUGCCUAGCUAAUAGACUGGAGGGCAUAUUUUUCCACAAGACUGGAGUUUAUUUUCCACAAGGCAUUCAUUAAACGUCUACCAACUGAAUUUCUAGCUACUUCUUGUGAAAAGGAACCGAAAGGAAGUUACCGAGGAACUCGUAUGCUUCUAACUUCCGAGUGGUUCUCUAUAUUAAGUAAUAAUCAAUCAUAGAUAAACCAAAAAAAAAAAAAUCUUUUCCGAUGGCCUUUCAAGGUGCCUCUUCCUUUUCCUCUUCCUCUUCCCUUUCUCCUUCUCCUCAUAGGUGGACAUAUGAUGUAUUCUUGAGCUUUAGAGGUGAAGAUACUCGUAAAAGUUUCACUGCCCAUCUACAUGAUGCGUUGUGUCGAAAAAAUAUAAAUACAUACAUAGAUGACAAGCUUCCAAGAGGGGAGAAAAUCUCACCAGCACUUCUCAAAGCUAUUGAAAACUCAAGAAUUUCAAUUGUCAUACUCUCAAAAAACUAUGCAUCAUCCCCAUGGUGCUUGGAUGAAUUGAAGAAGAUCAUUGACUGUAAAAUAUCAAAGCAGCAAAAGAUUCUACCAGUGUUUUAUGAUGUAAGCCCAACCGAGGUAAGAUAUCAGAGAACAAAUUUUGGAAAAGCAUUGGCUAAACUUAAAGGUAGGUUUGAGAAUGAGACUGAGGUCCAGAAGUGGAAAGAAGCCCUUAAAAAAGUGGCUGAUUUGGCUGGGUUCACUUUAGGAGACAAGACCGAACCAGAAUUUAUUCAAGAAAUUGUUCGAGAGGUUUCUAAAGUAGUAAAGCCUAAAUAUUUAAAUGACGUUGCCAAGCAUCCAGUCGGAAUGGAGUCUAGAGUACAUGACAUCCAUGAUAUACUUCUACGUGUGGGAGUGAAUGACAUACGCAUACUAGGGAUAUAUGGGAUUGGUGGAGUUGGUAAGACAAAUUUGGCUAAAGAAAUCUAUAACUCAUUUACGGACCAAUUUGAAUGUUGCUGCUUUCUUGCAAACGUGAGAGAAACUUCAAAGAAAGAGUAUGGUUUAAUUCAAUUGCAAGAGACACUUCUUUGCGAGAUCCUCGGUGACUUUAGUUUGAAGGUUAGAAAUGACAAUGAAGGAAUGGGUCUCAUAAAAAGAAUGCUUUGGAGUAAAAGGGUUCUUUUAGUUCUUGACGAUUUAGAUCAAUCGGUCAAAGUUGAUGAAAAGUUACUUGGAGGAUGUGGUUGGUUUGGUUUAGGAAGUAUAAUAAUUAUAACAACAAGAGAUGAACAUUUAUUAGCAAGUUAUAAUGUUCAUUUAAGAUAUAAGGUGAAGGAAUUAAAUCACGACGAAGCUCUUCGGCUAUUCUGUUGGAAUGCUUUCCAAAAUGAAAAUCCUAACCAUGAUUUUGUAGAACUCACAGAAGAUGUAUUGCGCUAUGCUGGGGGCCUUCCACGGGCUUUAAUAGUACUAGGCUCAUCUCUACAUGAUAAAGACAUUCAUUAUUGGAAAAGUGCUUUAGAAAAGUACAAAAAGAUUCCGGAGAAAAGUAUUCAAGAAAUUCUUAGAAUAAGUUAUGAUGACUUGGAUGAAUGCGAGAAGAAUAUUUUCCUGGACAUUGCAUGUUUCUUUAUAGGAGAGCAAGAGGAAUAUGUCACUAAAGUACUUGAUGGUUGUGGUUUCUUUCCUAACUGUGGUAUCCAAAGAUUAAUUGGUAAGUCUCUCUUAACCAUCGAUGGGUUUCGCAGAUUAGGCAUGCAUGACUUACUCAAAAAUAUGGGUAGAGAAAUUGUUCGUCAAGAAUCACCUGAAGAACCCGAGAAACGCAGUAGGUUGUGGUUUCAUGAAGACGUUCGUUCUGUAUUAGGACAAGCUAAGGGAAUAAACAAGAUUCAAGGCAUAUUGAUAGAGUUGCCAAAACAAGACUUGAUUAAUCUGAGUUCCAAAGCUUUUUCAAAGAUGAAAAGGCUAAGGAUAUUUAUCAAUCGUAAUGCGCAUUUUUCAAGAGGACCUAAUUAUCUCUCAAACGAGUUAAGGGUACUUGAUUGGAGUGGUUAUCCUAGCCAUUCUCUCCCGCAAAACUUUAAAGGAAAGAAACUCAAAGUUUUAAGAAUGGAUGAAAGCUUGAUCAAAGAAUUGGGAGACGGAUUGAAGAAUUUCCAUAACUUGGAAACUUUGAAAUUCUCUAAAUGUCAAUUCCUAACAAAGAUUCAUGAUGUGUCAGGGCUCCAGUCUUUAAAGAAAUUGGACAUUGAGUACUGCAAUGACUUAGUUGAGAUACAUCAAUCUAUUGGCUACCUUGAUAAACUCAUCAAAUUGUCAAUUAAAAAUUGCCUGAGCCUUACUAGUUUUCCAAGAUCCCUCAAGUUGAGAUCUCUACAAACCCUUUUUCUUUGUCAUUGCAAAAGGUUGCAGAAGUUUCCCGAAAUUGAGAGUGAAAUGAAAUGUUUAGCAUAUGUUGAUUUACAAGGCACUGCUAUAGAAGAACUUCCUUCAUCUAUUGGGAACCUCACUGGACUUGAGUAUUUAAAACUAAGCGAAUGCCACAAAUUAAGGCAUAUCCCUACCAGCAUUCUUGAGUUGCAACGUCUAUAUUAUCUCUAUCUCGAUGUUAGUUCAAAUAAAAGACAAUAUCCCUUACCCACUAUUGCAGAAUUGCUCUCGUCUCCACCUCCAAUGAAGUCAAGCAUUUCAAAUGAUGGGCACUAUUCCUCAAAAGUAUUUCCAAAAUUGGAAGAUUUGGUUCUUGGCAAACGGCCUCUAUCAGAACUAGAUUACGUUCUAUUAACAGCCUGCUAUUCCACAUUGAAAACAUUAGAUCUAUCGGGGAGCAACUUCAUUAUUCUUCCUAAGCAGAUCAAAAGAUUUGUUGGAUUAUGCACUCUUUUGUUGAGGAAUUGCAAGGAACUUGAAGCAAUCUUAGAACUUCCUCCAAAUAUAGAAGAGGUAGACGUUAGUGGAUGCAUGUCAUUGGAGAGUUUUCCUGAAGUAUCAAAUAAGUUUGAAUUCAAUAGAAGCAGCUUUCGUGAGCUAUGUUCGAUUAACUUGAGUGGAUGCCACAAAAUGCUUGUAAAUCCUCUACUAUUUGAGGAAAAUGUAGAGGACCAGGAUGCAGAUUACGAACUUUUAUUUCCAGGAAAUAAGAUUCCAGAUUAGAACUAUCAUUGCAAGUUGAAGAUUCCAAAUAGUUAUGUAUCACAUGGGGUAAAUGUUGAUUUGCUCUACUCGGAUGACAUUAAAGGAAUCAUUGCAUGUGCUGUUGUUGGGCCCGAUCCCUUCCAAGGGAAAUUCAUGGAUGGAGUUUCUAUCUCGAUCUACUAUAAUGGUGUAUAUCAAUAUUCUACGUAUACAUUAUCAUUUAUUUCAUCAGGCUCAAAUCAUGUAUUGUUGCAUUACCACAAACUAGAUGGAGAGUGUUUCAAAUCAAUGGAGGGAAGUCUGCAACUUAAGUAUGGUGGUAAAAUGCUAAUUAAAAGUUUUGGAGUCCGUGUGGUACGCAAGCAAAAGGAGAUUAAUACAUUGCAAGUUGGAAGUUGGAGUCCUUGUGUUAACGUCCAACCUUCUGAUUUAGAGAUUGACAACCACAAUGACAAUACAAACGAAGAUUUGGAUUCAGAGCUUCGAGUCGAGUGUGAAGGCUCGAUCUUUGAUACUCUAUGCUAUUUUGCUAGAUUUGUAUCAACCAAGCUGCAGAUGGGGAGAUGCAUGGGCCUCAGAUCAAGAUGAAUCAUCGCAUGCAAUGACUAAACCAAAAAUCAUUAAGGUACAAUCACUCUUCAUGAGUUACUACUCCAUUACCUCAUGUUCUACCUUCUGAUUAUCCAUUAUUCUUGACCUAUUCUACAAUGAAUUAAAUUAAGAUGAACCUAGGAAUCGGAGUUCCACUUGGUCUCCCAUGUCACCCUCUUAUUUCAUUGUAGGUAUUCGUAUACUUGGUGGUGUAAAACACGUCCUUAACAGAGUGCAUUGUGAUGUCCUUGACAGACCUCAUUUUAUUUGUACACAAAUAGAGCAGGAAGGAAUAAUUAUACCAAGAACUUGAAGUCUUCAUUUUCUUUCUUAAUGUUUUAAAUUUUUAAUUAUUUUGUUAUGUAGAGUAGAGUUUGAUGGUUACUGUGAUGCUUACUGGCUAUCGGUUGGGUGAACUGGCAUGCUAGCUUGCUCAUCUAUUAGAUCGAUAAUCACUCAUGUUUCAAUAAGGCCGUCAAUAUUGAUGGCAAACUUUUGUCUUUCUUGGCUAUAAUACGUAGUUGCCAAGAAGAGUAUCACGUGUGUUUUAUUAUUUAUCUCAAUGAAAGUACCUCAUGGAAGUUGUUGACCAAGAAAAUGCCUAUUCUUUCUUUGAAGUUGCCAAAAGCUAGCUAAGGAUCAUUUGUGUUAUUUAUUAUUUAUCUCCAUCAAAUGUUCCGAUGCCAAGAAACCCCUCAUAUAUCAACUUUUACGUGAAAUAUUAAAUGAUGCAACGUGGCUUCUAACUCAAUUUAAGUAGAGUUGUUUUGCAGGUUAAUUAGUAAUCAAUCGUCAUAGAUAAAUAGUGACUUCUCUAAUGGUCGUUCAAGGUGCUUCUUCCACUUCCCUUUCUUCCUUUACUCUUUGGUGAACUUAUGAUGUAUUCUUGAGUUUUAUGGGUGAAGAUACUCAUCAAAAUUUCACUGCCCAACUCCAUCAAGCUUUGGAUCGAAAGAAAAUAAACACAUACAUAGAUUACAAGCUUCCAAAAGGGGAGGAAAUCUCGGAAGAACUUCUCAAAGCUAUUGAAAGCUCAAGGAUCUCAAUAGUUAUUCUCUCAAAAACUAUGCAAUAUCAUCCACAAGGUGUUUGGAUGAGUUGAUGAAAAUCUUAGAGUGUAAAAAAAUGAAGUAACAAAAGGUUUUACCAGUGUUUUACGAUAUAAAUCCAACAGAGGUAUGACAUCAGAGAGAGUUUCGUAAAAGCAUUGGCUAAACUUAAAGAUAGGUUCAAGGACGAGUCGAAGGUGCAAGAGUGGAAAGUAGCCCUAAUAGAAGUGGCCAGUUUGUCUGGAUUCACUUUAGGAGAUAGGUAUACUACUUCUACUCGUAUGCCUUCAUUUAAAAACAAAAAUGUGAUCUUAGUGCAUAUUUAUAAUACAAUUUUAUGUAUGUGUGUAUAUCAAAAUUUAGGAACUCAUCAUUAAAUUAGAAGACUCCUACUUCUUAAUGAGCCAAACCGAAUUCGAGAAUGGAAGCAAAAAAAGUUCAUUAAAUAGAUCAUUGCCAUUUGCUACCACAUAAAAAGUUGUGUACUAGUUCAUUUUCUUUUGUUUAUUUAUUGUGAAAAUUCUAUCUUAUUAUUCUUUUAUUUUUUAUUUUUUAUCUUUUUGCAUUGUUAGGACCAACAAGAAUUUAUUCAAGAAAUUGUUCGAGAGGUUUCAAGAUUAGUAAAGUGUAAAUAUUUAAAUGAUGUUGUCAAGCAUCCAGUUGGAACGGAGUCUAGAGUGCAAGAUGUCUAUAAUAAGCUUCUAAGUGUGGGAGUGAAUGAUACAUGCAUACUAGGGAUCUAUGGAAUUGGUGGAGUUAGUAAGAUAAGUCUGGCAAAAGAAAUCUACAACACAUUUACUGACCAGUUUGAAGAUUGUUGCUUUCUUGCAAAUGAGAGAGAAACUUCAAAGCGUGAGUAUGGUUUAAUUCAAUUGCAAGAGAAACUUCUUUACGAGAUCCUAGGAGACUCAAGUUUAAAGGUUGGAAAGGUUGAUGAUGGAAUUGGUCUCAUAAAAGAGAUGCUUUGGAGUAAAAGUGUUCUUUUAGUUCUUGAUGAUUUGGAUCAGUUGGUCAAAGUUGAAACCCUACUUGGAGGAUGUGAUUGGUUUGGUUUAGGAAGUACAAUCAUUAUAACAACUAGAGAUGAAUAUGUAUUAACUAGUAAUAAUGUUCAUUUAUAAUAUAAAGUGAAGGAAUUGGAUCAUGAUGAAGCUCUUCAGCUUUUUUGUUGGAAUGCCUUCAACAAUGAAAAUCUUAACCUUAAUUUUGUAGAACUCACAGAAGAUAUACUGCAUUACGUUGGGGGCCUUCCAUUGGCCUUAAUGGUGCUAGGCUCGAAUCUAUAUGGUAGGGACAUUCAUUAUUGGAGAAGUGCUUUAGAAAAGUACAAAAGAAUUCCUCACAACGAUAUUCAUGAAAAGCAUAGAAUAAGUUAUGAUGGCUUGGAAGAAAGCGAGAAGAGUAUUUUCUUGGAUAUUGCAUGUUUCUUUACAGGCGAGGAAGAAGAAUUUGUUAUUAAAGUACAAGAUAGUUGUGGUUUCUUUCCUAAAUGUGGUAUCAAAGAACUAGUGGAUAAGCCUCUCAUUACCAUUGAGUCUGGCAGAUUAAUCAUGCAUGACUUACUCAAAGAUAUGGGUAGAGAAACUGUUCAUCAAGAAUCACCCAAAGAACCCAAGAAACGUAGUAGGUUGUGGUUUCAUAAUAACGUUCGUCAUGUAUUUGAAGAAACUAAGGUAAGAGUUGAAUAAAAAUAAAAAUAAAAUAAAAAAACAUCUCAUUUUUUGAAUGUAAAAGUGGAUUGAGAUUACAUAUACAUGCACCCAUUUAUCUGUAUGAGUACAUCUAGCACGUAUUCAUCUCAUAAUGGAUAUUUUGUUUAUGAGUAGAAUGCCUUAAAUUAGGAGGAAAAAAGACAAUUUCUUUUUUAGUAUCAUGCUUUUUUCCUAUAUUGAAAGAUAAAAUUGAUAGGUAAAUAUGAAAGCAAACAUGGACAUUUUGCGUUCGAUCACUUAGUUUGGGACAUUCUAAAAAUAAAAAUCAAACGUUAAGUUUAAAAAAGAAAAUAAAAAGAAAGUAAAUGCACAAUGUAUAUGAACAAAAUUACGAUUCUAGCAAGUGGUAAAAUAUGAAGAAUGUUAUGCUCAGAUUUUGUUUGCAUUGUCUUACUAGGGAACAAACAAGAUUCAAGGCAUAUUGAUAAUGUUUCCAAAACAAGACUUUUUAGAUUUGAAUCCUGGGACUUUCUCGACGAUGAGAAGGCUCAGGAUAUUUAUAAAUCGUAAUGAACACUAUUCAAGAAGGCCUAAUUAUCUCUCAAAUGAGCUAAGAGUACUUGAUUGGCAUGGCUAUCCUAGUUGUUCUUUCCUGCAAAACUUUCAUGGAAAGAAACUCGUCGUUUUAAAAAUGGAUGAUUACUUCAUCAAAGAAUUGGAAGACAGAUUGAAGGUGCCAUUAUUUUUUUCUUUAAACUAUAUAUAUGUGUGUGUGUGUGUGUGUGUGUGUGUGUGUGUGUGUGCUGUAAGUUUUCUACGAGCUAACAUAUUUUUUCUUAUUUUGUUUUCUUCUAUACAGAAGUGCCAGAAUUUGAAAAUUUUGGAAUUAUUUAAAUGUGAAUUCCUAACAAAGAUUCCUGUUGUAUCGGGGCUCCGGACUUUAAAGAGAUUGGACAUUGACAGUUGUUGUUACUUAAUUGAGGUACAUCAAUCUAUUGGCUUC
Carya illinoinensis is the source of this 8173-nucleotide messenger RNA. RefSeq names its product disease resistance protein RUN1-like. The transcript has 5 exons. The coding region runs from base 1005 to 3896 and encodes 963 amino acids. Gene Ontology annotation, biological process: signal transduction; defense response. Gene Ontology annotation, molecular function: ADP binding. The record is from RefSeq and is a predicted model, not a curated record. NCBI's taxonomy places the organism in Eukaryota, Viridiplantae, Streptophyta, Magnoliopsida, Fagales, Juglandaceae.